CAUGAACACACAGACAGACAAGGGGAGAUAAUGGUGCCCAGCUAAUCUUAGGAAACUGAAGAGAGCUUAGCUGUCCAUGUUUUCACUGCCAGACACUCUCUGUCUUUUGCUAACAGAGAGCAGUGGAACUUGCGCUCGCUCUUGAAAGAGGUUCCAAGUUGUUUUUUUUCAUUCAUCUACUUCAUCUGAGGUUUUUCAAACAUGGGGUGCUCCUCAUCCAGUGCACAGACUGUUGAUCAAGAGAAAAGACCAGGCACCAAGCCAGAGGAGAGCAAUGGAGAAACAGUGGCAGUCAGGAACGGCAUCAUCGCAGAGGAUGCAGAAACCAUCGAGGACCAGAUGCAGCUGCCUGUGCAGAGCGCCUUACCAGAUGAUCUUCAACCAGGAGCCGAUGAAGAGGCGGAGGCUGUGUUAGUGGCCCUGGAGGCUCAGGAGGAUCUUGGCUCUGGGGAGGACCUCCUGUCUGCUCCUGAACCAAAGCAAGAACCUGUCGCCCCUGAAGAAUCAGCUCCAGCCGCUGCUCCGGCAGAAGCUGCUACUGAACCUGAGGCUGUUGUAGUGGCGGAGGAGGCAAUACCCCCUGUGGAGGAAGUUGCCCCUGUAGAAACUGCAGUGGCUGAGGCUACUCCUGAGGUCAAAGCCCCUGUUGAGGCUACAGAGGAGGUGCCUGCUGUGGAACCUGUUCAGAGUCUGCAGAGGCCCCAGUGGUUGUGGAGGAACCAGCAGCUGCUGAAGUGGCUGCUCCUGCGGAAGCAGAGGUUCCAGCUGACAAUGCUGCAGCAGUUACUGCCUCAGCAGUGCCAGCUGAAUCUUCUGCUCCAAGCGAGGCUGCAGCACCAGUCGAAGCUGCAGCACCAGUUGAAUCUGCAGCACCAGUUGAAUCUGCAGCACCAGUGGAAGCUGCAGCACCAGUGGAAGCUGCUGCACCAGUUGAAGCUGCUGCACCAGUUGAAGCUGUAG
Messenger RNA from Scomber scombrus (Atlantic mackerel), 960 nucleotides. RefSeq names its product fibrous sheath CABYR-binding protein-like. The record is from RefSeq and is a predicted model, not a curated record. Bases 202 to 960 code for a protein of 252 amino acids. NCBI's taxonomy places the organism in Eukaryota, Metazoa, Chordata, Actinopteri, Scombriformes, Scombridae. The transcript has 3 exons.